AAAAAAAAAAAACCCUGGCUAGCUUAAUAGUUGCGUGACCUUGGUCAAGUUAUUUGAGCCUCAGUUCUAUAUCUGUAAAUGGAAAUAAUAAAAAUUACUAUGGAGGGUUAAUGCAAGGAUUCAAGAUGUUACUGUAUAUAAAGUGCAAUUACUGACAUAUCAUUAGAUUUUGAAAAAUGAUGCCUUUUACUAUUAUUGUUGUUGCUAUUAUUGUUAUACUAUUGUACUGUGUUAUUAUAUUCCCCUAAUGAGAAAUGCUAUUCUUUAUUAGGCUGUAAACUCCUGGGUAGGAAUAGUAUCCAAAGCCUUCUGGUAUCACUCAAAUACUUGAUCAAAGUCAGGGCUUAUUAAAUGUUUGUUGAGUGGUUAAAAAGAGUCUUGAUGUUGAGAGAACUUCCUGCUUACUUACACUAUAGAUUUAGGAAACAGUGAGAAACAGCCUGAGACCCACAGGAAGGGUGGAGGGUUUUUUUGCCCAAUUUAAACUGUGAGUGUUGGCGGGUGGUGUCCUAAAGAAAAAUGAGAAUGAGUAAUAAUCUACUCCUCAUACUCUUCCAGAAGGCUCAGAAAGAAAAUAUAUCCUUUUCCUUUCAGUUUCUUUCUUUCUUUCUUUUUUUUUUUUACCUUCACUGAUAGAUUUCAUGUUCCAGCAAGUCCUGCUGAUCUCUUUUUGUGUUUUCUUUCUGUCUCCUAAUUCUCUUCUCCAUCUCUGGUCUCUGCUACCUAUGGGAAUAGUGCUGCUGACCUGGUGUCCACAGAAGAAAACUUCUGGAAAUCAGGAGGCAUUGUGCAUUCAGGUUUCUAGAGCUGUUACAUUCUAGUCCUGUGGACAGCAUGCCAGCAAGAGGUACCCAGUGCUUGCAUCAAAAGUGCACAUCAGGUUUGCUGAGCACCAAACUCCCUUUAUUUUGCCAUCUCAGCCCAGCUUUCCCCUCAGCUGUUCUGCAAAGGUGAAAGGCAAGUUCACAGGAUGCAGGGCCUUCUUUCUUCCCUGACAUCUGGUUUGAUUCUGGGCAGCUAAAUAGUGGCUUUGCCAUGAACAACAAAAGCUAAUUCACUGUGGUGGUUUUUAAACACCAAGUGGAAAUAUUUUUCCUUUUCAGCUUGGGGUCACUGGAAGGGAAAAAACAGGGCUGAGAGGGAGAUUAACCUUUUAAAACCUAUUAUGACUUCCCAGAAAAAAUAUAAAACAAUGGCAGCAUUUCCUUUUAUUCGUGAGAGUCUUUUCGUGAGUGAUUGUUGUUAGAGGCAAGAUUGGGGCUCUGAAGAAGAUUUUUAAAUACUAGCUUAGCUUGGUUUUCUACUCAAAAGGUCACCAUGAUUGCUUUUAAGAACCCACACAAGUCCCUGUAAAGCCUAGGGUCACCCUCUUUGCUUUCUCUCUCUUCUGUCUUCAUUUCUGGCUGACCUUCCCUCCUUCUCUCCAGCCCUUUGCUUUCUUCCCUCAAUCAGGGCCCUGACUCUCUGCUAAAGGGAGGGGAUCAGUGCAAUUAGCAAGAUUUUAGGCAAUGGCCAUGCCAGCAACUGAUGCCACUGACAGAUGCUUGGGAGGCUGAAGAUUCUGUCUGGGUCAUUUCUCUAAGGUUCCAGCCAGACUUUCUGUUGAUUUGGGCUGUCUUAAUGCAUCCCAGAGCCUCAGAGCCAUUCAGUUCCUCUUCGGAAAUGAAGUCACUCAUUCUGAUUCUUGCUGCACAUAUUAAGGAGCAGAAGUAUCCAAUACAGGGAGUCACAGCCAUCAGCAGAAAUCUGGCAACUGAGAAAAAAGCAAGUCCAUCUGCCUCACUAGUUGUUCUUUUAAUGUUCUCUCUGGACUGCAAAGCAAAAGCUUGUCUCCCACUCUCCAUUAGUUUAUCCUCUUUCCUUCGCUCUUCCCUUCUAGCUUCUGCACACGGAUUCACUUGCUGGGCUCAGUUGGGAGGCAACUCAUGUGCUAUGACAACAUAAGGCUAUUAGGGCAAAGCCAUGAAAGUCCCUAAACUCUCCCUUUCUUGCCAAGAGGAAGAUCUGAAUAGGGUCCAGGAUGGUUGCUGUUUGCAAAGUGGUUUGAGUAGUCUUGCUAUGCGCUAUUACUGCUGUUAUCAGCAUCAUGAGAGUCUAAUAUGUUGACACAGGUGGUGUGUGUGUGUGGGGUGGAGUGGAGGAGAUCAGAAAUUGAUUUGUAACCUGCAAAGAGCAAACUCCAGUUGUGUCGCCUCCACCCCCACCAUUCUUGUCCUUUCGGUGAAUGUGCAAAUAUUUGCAGACCUGUUGAAUAGUGCACCCUCAUACCAACCUAAAAUUUCACAGCCAAGUAAACCAGCCCCAUUCUGGUGAGAAGAAUGGGUGGCAACCUGGGGCAGCUAUGUAGUGAUGGGUUGGAAUGUAUUCCUUCUCCUGAUCAGGCAGUUGGCAUAGGGGCUGGGCUGCUGUGGCUACCUGGAUUUGGGCAUUUGUCCAGCUCCCUGUCUCUGACAGUGUGCUAAUGGUUUCCAUAGCCACAUGGCACUUGGCAGAGCUUCUUAAACUGGUGUGGCCUGAGACUCUGCAUUCUAACAAGCUCCCAGCUUAUGCUCGUAACCCCCUGGCCAACUGCACUUGGAGUAGUAAGGCUGUAAAGAAGUCUCAUUGUUACCUAAACUGCUACAGGGAUGAAAAAGGAAAGUGUUAAGCCCCUCCUCUGGAGACAGGGUGUGUCCUGGCUGCCCUGUAGUUCUGAUUUGCCAUUCAAGUGAACCUGGAGGGAUUAGCAGCCAGCCUAGCACUUGGAUGAGACCAUCUCCCCCUCCAGGGGGGAGUCCCAGAGGCAGCACAGAGGUUCGGUGAAAAUCUGCCAUCAUCCUUACAGAAGGUUGCCCUCUCUCACCCUCCAUCCCCCCCCUGCCCUGCUUGCUGACUUAAGCAGAUCAGCUUUCAGCUCUCUGGCAUUCAGAGACGUCUUUGCAUAAAAGAAAAGGCCCUUCCUUAAGGAGCAGAGCGGGAAUCCAAGCAUGGCUCUGGCCUGCUGCAUGCCCAAGAAUGCAGCCGUCUCCAACCUGGACAUUGAGAGUAAGCUGAGUGUGUACUACCGUGCCCCAUGGCACCAACAGCGGAACAUCUUCCUCCCGGCAACAAGGCCACCCUGCGUGGAGGAGCUGCACCGCCACGCCCGGCAGAGCCUGCAAGCCCUGCGCAGAGAACACCGGAGCCGGAGUGAUCGCCGUGAGCAGAGAGCAGCUGCCCCCCUUUCCAUCGCAGCUCCUCCACUGCCACCCUACCCUCCAGCUCACAGCCAGAGGAGGCGUGAGGUUAAGGACCGUCACUUCUUAACGUUUAACAGCACCCGUUCGCCCUCCCCCACUGAGUGUUGCCACAUGACCCCAUGGAGUAGAAAGUCCCAUCCCCCAGAGGAUGAAGAUACAGAUGUCAUGUUAGGGCAGAGGCCGAAAAACCCAAUACACAAUAUCCCUUCUACACUGGACAAGCAGACCAACUGGAGCAAAGCACUACCUCUCCCAACGCCAGAGGAGAAGAUGAAACAAGAUGCCCAAGUGAUUUCUUCCUGUAUUAUUCCCAUCAAUGUCACUGGAGUUGGCUUUGACAGAGAGGCUAGUAUACGCUGCUCUCUGGUUCAUUCACAAUCAGUACUACAGCGGAGACGAAAAUUGAGGAGGAGGAAAACCAUCUCGGGUAUCCCCAGAAGAGUUCAACAAGAAAUAGAUUCUGAUGAAUCACCAGUGGCCCGGGAAAGGAAUGUGAUUGUGCACACAAAUCCAGACCCCUCCAACACUGUCAAUAGGAGAUCCGGAACCAGGGACUCUGAGUGCCAAACCGAGGAUAUUCUGAUUGCUGCCCCUUCCAGAAGGAGAAUCAGAGCUCAAAGGGGUCAAAGCAUUGCAGCUUCCCUUUCUCAUUCUGCUGGCAACAUUUCUGCCCUAGCAGACAAAGGUGAUACCAUGUUUACUCCUGCAGUGAGUAGCCGCACAAGAUCUCGGAGCCUUCCCCGGGAAGGUAAUAGAGGUGGGGAUGCUGAGCCCAAAGUUGGUGCCAAACCCUCAACAUAUGAAGAGGGAGAGUCUUUUGCGGGUGACCAUGAAAGAGCCCCUAAUGAUUGCAGUGAGGCUCCAAGCAGCCCGAGCGCCCAGGACCACCAGCCCACUUUGGGCCUGGCCUGCUCUCAACAUCUUCACAGCCCCCAGCACAAAUUAAGUGAGAGGGGAAGGUCACGACUGUCCCGAAUGGCUGCUGACUCUGGCAGCUGUGACAUCUCCUCCAACUCAGACACGUUUGGGAGCCCCGUCCAUUGCAUCUCCACAGCUGGCGUCCUCCUUAGCAGCCACAUGGACCAGAAAGAUGACCACCAGUCAUCCAGUGGCAACUGGAGUGGAAGCAGCUCCACAUGCCCCUCCCAGACCUCAGAAACCAUCCCUCCUGCAGCUUCUCCACCACUUACUGGCUCUUCGCACUGUGACUCGGAGUUGUCACUAAACACAGCCCCUCAUGCCAAUGAGGAUGCCAGUGUCUUUGUGACAGAGCAAUACAAUGACCACUUGGAUAAAGUGAGAGGCCAUCGGGCAAACUCCUUUACCUCCACUGUUGCAGACCUGCUGGAUGAUCCCAACAACAGCAAUACAAGUGACAGUGAGUGGAAUUACCUACACCACCACCAUGAUGCCUCCUGCCACCAGGAUUUUAGUCCUGAGCGUCCCAAGGCAGACAGCCUGGGCUGCCCAAGCUUUACAAGCAUGGCCACUUAUGACAGCUUUCUGGAAAAGUCUCCAUCAGACAAAGCGGACACUAGCUCUCACUUUUCAGUAGACACGGAAGGAUACUAUACCUCCAUGCACUUUGACUGUGGUCUUAAAGGUAAUAAGAGUUAUGUCUUUCACUAUGCAGCCCUGGGCCCAGAGAAUGGCCAGGGUAUAGGGGCUCCCCCUGGUCUUCCAGACUGUGCCUGGCAGGACUACUUAGACCACAAGAGGCAGGGAAGACCAAGCAUCUCUUUCAGGAAACCAAAGGCAAAGCCAACGCCACCUAAACGUAGCUCAUCAUUGAGGAAGUCUGACGGAAAUGCAGAUGUUUCUGAGAAGAAAGAACCAAAGAUAAGCAGUGGUCAACACCUGCCUCACAGUUCCAGGGAAAUGAAGCUGCCUCUUGAUUUUGCCAACACACCUUCUCGAAUGGAAAACGCCAAUCUUCCCACCAAGCAGGAACCUUCUUGGAUAAACCAGAGUGAACAUGGCAUUAAGGAAUCUCAGUUAGACACUUCGGAUAUUCCACCAUUCAAAGAUGAAGGUGCCGAAUCCACUCACUAUGCAGACCUCUGGCUCCUAAAUGACUUGAAAACAAAUGACCCUUAUAGAUCUCUAUCUAAUUCAAGCACCGCUACGGGUACCACAGUCAUUGAAUGCAUCAAAUCUCCAGAGAGCUCUGAAUCCCAAACAUCGCAAUCAGAAUCAAGAGCCACCACCCCAUCUCUUCCUUCUGUUGACAAUGAGUUUAAACUGGCUUCACCAGAAAAGCUGGCUGGCUUGGCAUCUCCAUCAAGUGGCUACUCAAGCCAGUCUGAAACGCCGACAUCCUCUUUCCCUACAGCUUUCUUUUCAGGUCCAUUGUCUCCCGGAGGUAGCAAAAGAAAACCUAAAGUCCCAGAAAGAAAAUCCUCACUACAGCAACCCUCUUUAAAAGAUGGAACUAUAUCACUGAGUAAAGACCUUGAACUUCCAAUUAUACCUCCUACCCAUCUUGACCUAAGUGCUCUUCAUAAUGUCUUGAACAAACCAUUCCACCACCGUCAUCCACUGCAUGUUUUUACUCAUAAUAAGCAGAACACAGUAGGAGAAAUGCUGAGGUCGAAUCCUCCACCAUCCCUUGCAAUUACACCAACCAUCCUGAAAUCUGUUAACCUUAGGUCCAUCAACAAAUCAGAAGAAGUUAAGCAAAAAGAAGACAACAAUACAGAUCUCCCUUAUUUAGAAGAACGCACGCUUACAACGGCUGCCUUGUCGCCAGGUAAGGUUAAGCUGCAUACAGCAAAUAAAUCAGUAUCUCGUCAGUACUCUACCGAAGACACCAUACUGUCCUUUUUAGACUCUUCUGCAGCUGAGAUGGGACCAGAUAAACUACAUUUAGAAAAAAACCCUACUUUUGAUGUGAAGAAUCGCUACAAUCCAGAAACCGUAACUUCAGCUGGUAGCAAUCUUAUAGAUUCAAAUGUCACAAAAGAGCCAGUGCAUACAGAGACUGAGCCUAUUCCAGAAAACACACCAGCCAAAAACUCUGCUUUUCCCACAGAAGGAUUUCAAAGGGUCUCUGCUGCCCCAAAUGAUUUGGAUGGUAAAAUAAUACAAUAUGGAGCUUGUCCAGAUGAAACCCUAGAACAGGUACAAAAGGCACCCUCUGCAGGUUGGGAGGAAGUUGCACAACCUGAAUCUGCGGAUGUAAUCAUAUCUCAGUCAAACUCACCAACUAGAGCAACAGAUGUAAGCAAUCAACUUAAGCAUCAAUUUGUUAUGAGCCGCCACCACGACAAAGUGCCUGGUACUAUCAGCUAUGAAUCAGAGAUAUCACCUGUAAAUUCAUUCUCUGAAAAAUGUUCCGAGCAGGAAAAUAUUGCUUCAGGUAUUUCAGCCAAAAGUGCCUCUGAUAACGGCAAAGCAGAGGAGACCCAAGGAAAUGUGGAUGAGGCUUCAUGGAAAGAUUCAUCACCGAGUGAUGACUCCAUCAUUUCACCACUUAGUGAAGACUCCCAAGCUGAAGCAGAGGGUGUGUUCGUGUCUCCCAACAAACCUCGAACAACUGAGGAUUUAUUUGCAGUCAUUCACAGAUCCAAGAGGAAAGUACUUGGAAGAAAAGAUUCUGGGGACAUGUCUGUUCGAAGCAAAUCUAGAGUUCCCCUCAGCAGUAGCAGCAGCAGCACCAGCUCCAUCACUUCACCCAGCAGCAACGUGACAACCCCAAACAGCCAGAGGUCUCCUGGUCUCAUAUACCGAAAUGCCAAAAAGUCCAACACAUCCAAUGAAGAGUUUAAGCUGUUACUGCUCAAGAAAGGCAGUCGUUCAGAUUCCAGUUACCGCAUGUCUGCCACUGAGAUCCUGAAGAGUCCCAUCCUGCCCAAACCUCCUGGGGAGCUCACAACAGAGUCCCCUCAGAGCACUGAUGAUGCCCAUCAGGGGUCACAAGGGGCCGAGGCAUUGUCCCCACUCUCUCCAUGCUCCCCACGAGUUAAUGCAGAAGGCUUUUCCUCGAAGAGCUUUGCCACCUCAGCAUCAGCAAGGGUUGGACGUUCUCGGGCCCCUCCUGCAGCCAGCAGCAGCCGCUACAGUGUCCGCUGCCGGCUAUACAACACGCCCAUGCAGGCUAUCUCCGAGGGAGAGACAGAAAAUUCUGAUGGGAGUCCACAUGAUGACCACUCCUCCCAGAGCUCAACAUAGACUGCCUGUACCAGGCUGCCUGGCAAACGCCAAAACCGUUACUCAUGUGAGGAUGGAGGAACGGAAUAGAGGACUUUGGAGAAGUCUCAACUUGAUGGGGUAGCAUAACUGUUAUGUAAUGAAUGAAUUUCUAAAUACAGUAUGUGCUGGGUAAACAAAGUGGUUUAGACAUUGUUGAUUAGUUUCCAUGUUUUAAGUAGCUGCACUGUCUUUCAUGUUUUUCUUUAGCGUAGUUUGAGUUACCCAAUCUCCUUCCUUGUGAAAAUAGAGGAUACAAAAAUGUCUAACUUUCAUGACACCUAGAAAACGUUUUCCCAGAGCUGCCUAUUCAGAAAAUAAAGCCGUCACUGUCAUUAUUCUUUAAGAAGAUGAAAUUACUCUGGAGGUUUGGUAUUUUUUUACAUUAAAACAAACUAAAUCAAAAUUUAGAAGAAAGAACUACACAUAUGUAAAUACCAUAUUUUUGAUAAAAAUGUGUAAAUAGAUUUAUCAAUGAUGAGUAGACAUGUGGUCAACAAUCUACCGCACACCAACUGUUUAUAAAACACACAAAAAUAAAAUGUAAUAACUGUAUUCUGUGAAUACCAUUUUCAUAUCAAAUGCCAUAUUUAAAUGUCCACCACUAUGAUUUCUGAGUGGUAAACCUCAAAUAUGAAUUUUAAACUGGUGAACUAAAGGAAAUCUUGAGGUCAUAUACUGAAAUAUGAUUAAUUUAAAAUAAUAAAUUCAGAUCUAAUCAUUUUUGUGACAAAUUGCAGCACCAAACAAGCUAAUAGCAACUCAUGGCUGUGAUUUGUUUGAUAAUUUGGACAGAAUGAAAAGCAUGCUUUUGGUUUUUUUAAAUCAAUGAGAGAAGUCAUCAUUCUCAACACAAAGCCCUGAACAACAGCAUUUGACAGUGUCCUUUAGAUUUUAAUUUUUUCAAUGGAUUGCUUUAAAGAGAAUGAGUAGGGAAAACAGUAGUUAAUUUUAGGUUAUGUUUUAUAUUAGGCUACUGGGGACAUAAACAGUCAUAACUAAUGACUAUAAUCAUUAAACUCCUUAAACAGUUUAGAAAUUAGCUCCAGCUUCUUAAACUAACAAAAAUAAAACCUAAGCAUGCCACAGAGCUAUUGAUUAAUCAGUAAGUACCUGUGAUGAGUUUUCAGUGAAGCUUUCUCUCUGUGCUGAUAAGAUUCAUGCUACCUAAAAAUUAACAGAAAUGACACUGUGAACAAUGUAGUUGGGAAAUAGGUAUAUGUAUGUGCAUUAUUUAUAUCCAUUGUUAAACUGGGAAUGGGGAACAGCUCUGGUUCACAAUACUACAUACAACUGAGUUUUUGUCUGGUUUUACUAUAGUGUCUGCUUGAUGGCAAAAGGGGAGGGUGGUGGGUGGGAGAGGAAAUGUCAGGGCAGGUGCUCUGAUAAAAUAAAGGCAGGGAAACAAGCUGAAUUACUUGAAAUUACUUGAAUUUUCUUGUCUUAAAACUGAAAAAAAAAUGUAGUUACAAGUUAAAAUCUGCAAAUGGUUUUUACACCUCUGAUUUUAACAUAAAUUGGAAACAUGUUAGAAAUAUAAGCAGCUAUGUACUUAGAAUAGGUUUUGAAUGGGAGAGGUAGAAUGCAGAGAGAAUUAAGAAGGGAUCUGACUUAUAAAAGACUAGAAUGUGAUUAGAAUGAUAGAACAUACCAAGGUUACCAAGAAAUUGACAAGCUGCUGGCUUUAAGCUUAUGCAAGUGGUAGUUGGGAAAGUAGGAGGUGUGGAAGGGGGUUUGCGUUUCGGAUUAAUUCAUGUAAAAUGAAGGAGGAAGCCUGGUCUAAGAAGAUACUGUCUUUCAAUAGAAAUGCUUUCUAAACUGCUACAGAUUAAGAAUAGGGAAUAUGAUUGCUGUUGUUUGUUUGUUUGGAAAGAAAAAACAUUGUCUGGCUUCUUCUACUAUUUGUUUUCACUACCAAACUGUGUUACUUAAUUUCUUGUCAUCCUUGUAUGUAAAAUGGGUGCUGGGGGUGGAGGGAUAUAAGAAGAGGGAGAGAGUGUAUGUGUGUGUGUGAGUGUGUGUGUGCGCACACACACAAUGGGGAUAGAUAAGCUACCUGGUAAAGGGUUUGAACAUUUACAAAGUGUUAUACUUUUUCUUAAAAGAAAAUGUUUUGGGGUUUGAAUAAAAUGGACCAUCAUUUCUCAUUGGAACACAUUAGUUAAGAAACCAGCAUGGUUUGACACUACAUGGGAACAUGAAUAAAUCUGUCUCAUGAUUUGAAAAGUAUACUUUGCAAAAUUUUAAAAAUGAAGUUUUUAGACAAAUUCGAUAAGAAACCGUCAUUUCCAGUCACAAUAGGGGAUCUUUUGUAAUUUUCAUAAAAGCAGUUCGUUUGCAGUAUGGCUUUUGUGUAGUUAGGGGUUUUUUAAGUGUGAAGAAAGGUAUGUGGGCUUUAAAAGUGAUUCUAAAUCUUGAAUAGAAAACACAUGAAUUGGCUUUAAUAAAAAUGUCACCUUUUUAUUAUUGACAUUAAUUUAAUUAAUGGUACCAUAUAGUUUUUAAAAUACAUAUUGACUUGAAUUGUGAGGCAAUAAGAUAACUUCUAUAUGUAAUGAUCACAGAACUAACCCUUAUAAUAUAGUUUUACUUAUUUUGCUUACUCUAAAAAUCUAUAGCAGAGUUUCUCUAUUUUAUAUUUCAUAGAUUUAAAAAACCCAAAUAAAGAUGGAUUUAAAAUUCACUGUGGAAAAGAGUACUGAGUUACAAAUUGAGAAGAAAAAGCAAGAAGUUCCUGAAUAAUCUGGAAUAUUCUACAUGGCUUGAUUACAUAGCAAACAAGACCAAGAUUUAGGGCUGUCUUUAACAUCACUGCCAUCUUGAAGCAGGGUACACACAUUAGGUAUUGUGAAGAACAUCAAUCUGAACUUCUGUUGUUUGCACUGAUGCAAUUUUUUUGUUCUUUUAUGUUUAUACAACAUAUCUAUGUUGUGUAGGGGAAUUUUUUUUUCCUUUUAUAAAAAUUCUACUUCGAUUUUUUUUUUGUUUUGUUUUUGGCUAAGUGGAGGACAUGGACUAGUUGCAGCAAAUAAAACAUGCUGUUUGCUCUUGCCAAAGGUCAGUGAGUGAGUACAUUUGCUGCGGUGGCGGCACAUAGAGAACUAGAUGGUAACAAAGAUUUAAAACUAAAGAAGGUUACAGUGUAACUAUUUUGGUACUAGAACCAGUUCAUGCUGGCCGAAAAGACAAUGGUUUAUGGGCUUGCAUCCAUUUUGUAUUUUUGUAAUAUUUGUAAAUACGGACUUUUUAAAUCGUUGCAAAGAUGGUUUCUUUUGUAAGAUGUUUUCAACGUUUACAUUCAAUCCAAGCCUUUGUAUAUUUUAGAGCUGUGCAACACUUUAAGUCUUGUAUUUAUUUUUAGUAAAAACGGUGACAGUUUCAUUGUGAACCCCUCUCAAAAAAAUGUAUCAGAAAAGUUUAAUUACCUAGAAAGUGUGUAUAGAAACUGCAAAUAAACGUGACUGCAAUUAAACAA
Molecule: messenger RNA, 10881 nt
Organism: Sapajus apella (tufted capuchin)
Lineage: Eukaryota; Metazoa; Chordata; Mammalia; Primates; Cebidae
Gene: NHS
Product: NHS actin remodeling regulator
Exons: 9
Coding region: 2967-7388 (1473 amino acids)
Biological process (GO): lens development in camera-type eye; cell differentiation
Source: RefSeq, a predicted model, not a curated record